Ctenocephalides felis (cat flea) is the source of this 2355-nucleotide messenger RNA. RefSeq names its product serine-aspartate repeat-containing protein F-like. NCBI's taxonomy places the organism in Eukaryota, Metazoa, Arthropoda, Insecta, Siphonaptera, Pulicidae. The record is from RefSeq and is a predicted model, not a curated record. Bases 1 to 2355 code for a protein of 784 amino acids. The transcript is spliced from 5 exons.
AUGGCAACUCAUAUUGCAGUCUCUGAUAAUAAAUAUUCAGCUGAUUUUGUACAAACAUCAUACCACGUAAGAAUAUUUGCAAACCCUGGACUUCCUCAAAACAAUAUGUCAGUUAACUCAGCAACGGUGCAACUCCAGAAUAUAACUUCAACCGAAGAAAACUCUUCAGAUGACGAUAGUGAUGAAACUAGUGAAUCAUCAUCAGAAUCAGAUUCAGAAUCCGAAAAUGAAAAUGCAAACGGAAAAGUUAGUAAUGUAGUUUUUGAAAAGGAAGCAUCGAAAUUAAAUAAUGUACAAUCACAUGUUGAUAACACAUCACAGGAUUCAGAUGAUGAUUCUGACGAUUCAACAAGCAGUAGUAGUUCUUCAAGUGAAGAUAGUGAUAAAGACUCAGAGGAAGAAGUGGAUUCGGGUGUUACAUCAGAUAUAAGUAGGCAUAUUUCAGAAACAGACACAGAAUACGAUUCAUUCCCCGAACUACGUAAAAUGAAUAAAUACCAAAGAGCAGCGACACAUUCUCGAUUAUUCAAAUUAUUGCAGGGUGAAACCGGCGAUCAGACUGAUGAAGAACCAGAUGAUUCUCUGAAGGAACAAAAAUCUUUGGAACCUCGUUUACGACGUGAUUUUUCAGUACGUAGCGAUUCGACACGAUCUGUGGAUUCUGAAGCAGUAUUUGGCAAACGCGAACAAUUGUCUUUACCACUUCUUUCACAAUAUUCAGGUAGUGAUCCUGAUAGUUUAUCAUCUUCGAGCGGUCUAGCAUCGCCCGCAUCGCCAACCGUCAAUGAACGGUUACUAACCGAAUUAAUUCAGAGCCUUUUGCGCGGUAAAAAAGGCCGAACUCUUCGAAAGUUGCCGAUGGAAAAAUUGCGCGCAGCAGCUUUGCGAAUUUUGCAGGAAGAUAUGGAUCAGUACGAUACAGUGAGUUCGUCGACAACUGAUUCAACGCCAUCCGGAACACCUCAUGAUAUGUAUGGAAAUUACUAUUAUGACUAUAAUAAAUAUUACGAAACGUGGGGAAUGGUAAACUUGGACACAUCAAUAGACGAUUACGACAUAUUACCUUCGAAGGCAUUUAAAGGAUUGCAAGAAAGGGCGAUGGGCAUCAGUAAUAAUGGCCACAUCGGCGGGACGUGGGCCAAGUGUCCGCGAGUGCUAAGCGCCAAAAACAUCGCUCAAGAGAAAAUCAUUGUUAAAGCGAACGAAGAGGUCGUUUGCGGACCCGACAGCAGCGACCGAACCACGAAUAUAACUUCAACCGAAGAAAACUCUUCAGAUGACGAUAGUGAUGAAACUAGUGAAUCAUCAUCAGAAUCAGAUUCAGAAUCCGAAAAUGAAAAUGCAAACGGAAAAGUUAGUAAUGUAGUUUUUGAAAAGGAAGCAUCGAAAUUAAAUAAUGUACAAUCACAUGUUGAUAACACAUCACAGGAUUCAGAUGAUGAUUCUGACGAUUCAACAAGCAGUAGUAGUUCUUCAAGUGAAGAUAGUGAUAAAGACUCAGAGGAAGAAGUGGAUUCGGGUGUUACAUCAGAUAUAAGUAGGCAUAUUUCAGAAACAGACACAGAAUACGAUUCAUUCCCCGAACUACGUAAAAUGAAUAAAUACCAAAGAGCAGCGACACAUUCUCGAUUAUUCAAAUUAUUGCAGGGUGAAACCGGCGAUCAGACUGAUGAAGAACCAGAUGAUUCUCUGAAGGAACAAAAAUCUUUGGAACCUCGUUUACGACGUGAUUUUUCAGUACGUAGCGAUUCGACACGAUCUGUGGAUUCUGAAGCAGUAUUUGGCAAACGCGAACAAUUGUCUUUACCACUUCUUUCACAAUAUUCAGGUAGUGAUCCUGAUAGUUUAUCAUCUUCGAGCGGUCUAGCAUCGCCCGCAUCGCCAACCGUCAAUGAACGGUUACUAACCGAAUUAAUUCAGAGCCUUUUGCGCGGUAAAAAAGGCCGAACUCUUCGAAAGUUGCCGAUGGAAAAAUUGCGCGCAGCAGCUUUGCGAAUUUUGCAGGAAGAUAUGGAUCAGUACGAUACAGUGAGUUCGUCGACAACUGAUUCAACGCCAUCCGGAACACCUCAUGAUAUGUAUGGAAAUUACUAUUAUGACUAUAAUAAAUAUUACGAAACGUGGGGAAUGGUAAACUUGGACACAUCAAUAGACGAUUACGACAUAUUACCUUCGAAGGCAUUUAAAGGAUUGCAAGAAAGGGCGAUGGGCAUCAGUAAUAAUGGCCACAUCGGCGGGACGUGGGCCAAGUGUCCGCGAGUGCUAAGCGCCAAAAACAUCGCUCAAGAGAAAAUCAUUGUUAAAGCGAACGAAGAGGUCGUUUGCGGACCCGACAGCAGCGACCGAACCACGUGA